Messenger RNA from Daucus carota subsp. sativus, 1184 nucleotides. RefSeq names its product ethylene-responsive transcription factor ERF110. Bases 66 to 914 code for a protein of 282 amino acids. Lineage: Eukaryota; Viridiplantae; Streptophyta; Magnoliopsida; Apiales; Apiaceae. Gene Ontology annotation, molecular function: DNA-binding transcription factor activity; DNA binding. The transcript has 2 exons. The record is from RefSeq and is a predicted model, not a curated record. Gene Ontology annotation, biological process: regulation of DNA-templated transcription; ethylene-activated signaling pathway.
AGAAUGUUUUUGGUGAUUACUUACAAAUUUUAAAUUCAAAGAAAUUUAUUCAAGUGGUUGUAAGAAUGGAUAGAAGUGGAACAAGACAAGGAGAUAGAGAACAUUUGGAGCCUGUACUGAUGGGUACCAGGUUUGGAGGACAGAGAGAAGAUGAGAUGUCAGUUAUGGUCUCUGCUCUGACUCAUGUGGUGGCUGGUGGAGGCAGUGAUGGUGGUUUCGGGCAGAAGAGACACCGCGAUGAAGGCGGUGAUCAUCGUGACCCGGUUCCUGCUGGUUUCUUGCCUUACCAGGAUCCGUCUCAGGAAGGAUCACCUACAUAUGUGCAUGAUUCUUCGAGUAAUGACACGAACAAUAGUCAAGAGCCUUCGAGUGGAGAAGAAAUUCAAGCAAGGAGAAAGUACAGGGGAGUCCGGAGGAGGCCUUGGGGAAAAUGGGCUGCUGAAAUUCGAGACCCUUAUAAAGCUGCUAGAGUCUGGCUAGGCACAUUCACUACUGCAGAGGAAGCUGCUAGAGCUUAUGAUGUUGCAGCACUUAGGUUUCGAGGCAGCAAAGCUAAGCUCAACUUCCCUGAGAACGUGACGCGUAGACCAUCGUCUAGUUCCCAGGCUCCCCAAUGGAUCAUUUCUAGUUCUCCUGAUACGAGUUUUACCGUAUCGACAAUGCCUGAGCCUGUGGUUCAGAAUGCACAAAAUGUGUAUCCAGUGCAGGGUGCAGGAGAGUACAUGGACUAUUAUUCUCAGCAAUCUACAAGUUUACUGGACCAAUUUGCAUUUUCGUCAGCCGGGACUUCAGCUCCUACUUUGCAUUCUUCUUCUUCUUCGUCGACGAGUGAUUAUACGAGUACUAUUGGUAUGCCUAAUUAUUAUCCACCGAAUUUUCCAGAUUUCGAUCCUGGCCAUAACAGGCGGUUCUAGGUAGAGAAGACGGACAUGUAUCCUCGUGCUCCUUACUGUUUUUUUACCCAACAAAGUUUUGUAAAAUUCUAGGAGUCAACAGAGGGGGUCUCGAAAAAAAUAUUUGUACCCCUGUAUAAUUCCACAUUCUUUGGGGAUGAAAUUAUUUGUGUAUCGCUUUCAUUAUAAUCGAUUUCGUGACGUUGAGCAAAGUAUACUAUUUGAACGCCUGGCUCUGUGGCAGAUUCUGUAUGCAUAUAAAUGAGAGUGUAAGGCAAAAAGAUAGUACCC